Molecule: messenger RNA, 549 nt
Organism: Botrytis porri
Lineage: Eukaryota; Fungi; Ascomycota; Leotiomycetes; Helotiales; Sclerotiniaceae
Exons: 1
Coding region: 1-549 (182 amino acids)
Source: RefSeq, a predicted model, not a curated record
AUGCCAUCUCCAAGCCUUGAUAAAGACACUUCCUGGUCCAAUAUCUCAAAAUCAAGUCUAGAAGACAGAUUAGAGGCCCGCAGAACAUUCAAGGAGUAUGUGGAACGUACAUGUGGCGAGAGAUACAUUCUCGAGCAUCCAGAUCUAGUCUCUCUUUUUGAGCCUUCAGAUCCUUCUAAAUCGCCUACAUCUGUGAUCCCACCAGUAUUAGAGCUGCUCGAGCAUGCUUUUGCGUCACUCACGGAAGCCGAAGUUCAAUCCACCAACAUUAAACGCGCUCUUCAUACGAAGCUUUUCUUUGACGAGACUUUUUCGAUACCUUCAACACUCGAAAAGAUAUCGGUGAAAGCAUUAGUACUAGUCCUAAAAGCUGUAAGUAGUAGCAGCUUGCCUGUCGAGCCCAAGCAAUCCAAUGAACCCAUGAAUGUGCAUGAGCCCGUCCAUAGUCAUCUCAUUUACAAGUGUAUUUCCCCGCAUGACUGUAUGGGAAACACACUGGAAUGUAUCAUCUAUUCUGAGGGCCCGGCGGCCAUCCAGAGACCUAUCUAA